AACCCACAAGUUCUCCUACAUAUAACAGCAGGGCCUGCAAGUUAUGCUGCAACUACACAAAUUUCAUUUCCAAACCAAAUAUCUCAAAUGGAGGGGGAGUCUGAACUGCCUGAAUUCAACCCUCGGGAACGCGUCAAGCAGCAGAUUACAGUCCCGUUUCUCUGGGAGGUGAAACCUGGUGCGCCGAAAAGGGACUGGGUCAUUUCCAAGCCUGUGCCAUCGGUGUUUGCAUGUCCAUCCCCGACAAAGCUUGUUGCUAGUGUGCCAUUCGAGUGGGAAGAAAAGCCUGGGAAUCCUCUACAAGAAGCAUCUCCCUUUCAUGUGCUAUCUGAUCAUGCUGGCUUUUCAGCAUCUUCUCGCUCAUUGAACCCUUUUGUGGUCGAAAGCGAGGAGGAAUACUCGCUUGGUUUUGAUCUACAAGCAUUUGGUUUUCCAGACAAUAACGACACUUCUGGUGCAGCAGCAUGGAUUGGUGGCUCCAGCCGUCGUGACGGUUGGUACUCAUUUUCAGAUACAGAAGAUUACAGCAGCUCCAGUGGUGACACUUCAGCUCAAGAGUCUCAGUUUCCCCGAGCACCUUCAGAGAAAAGCUGGGAAGUGGCCAAUGAUGAGCAUCGGCUGACCAAGUUUCAGUUUCCCCGGGAACCUUCAGACAAAAGCUGGGAGGUAGCCAAUGACGAUGAUCAGCUGACCAAUUCUUGGAGCCCUCCGAGGAGCACAGUGACGACACUGGAGGAGCUUAUGAUGCUAAGCCGGAGAUUGAGGUGCGGACAAGGGUUGCAAGUUGAUGUCACGAAGAAGGGCCUCUCCUCAAUGGAGCUCAUCAAGAAGUUUUUAAUCGUGUGUUCUUAGCUGCACGGCUCCGGGGUUGCUGCACAUGGACAAACGGUAGAGUGCAUGUCAAACCAUAAUGGAGGAAGCUUGGCGAAGUGGCGUGUUCGCAAAUAGAAAGUCGAGCUGUCCGGUGACUGGUGUUGUACUGUUGCGUCGUGAAAGUUUGGACUUGUUUUUAUUUUUUUGCACAAAAAUUUGUAAGAAGUGUGAAUCUUCUUAUCUCUCUUUCCUGUCUUUUUAUCCUCUCUCUUUCCUGUCUUAUGGAGCAAGCAGGUAUUGAACGUGGAACUAGUGAGUUUUUUCACGAGCAGCUUAAAAAAGCAUAU
This is a messenger RNA of Phragmites australis (common reed), 1160 nucleotides long. RefSeq lists its product as uncharacterized. The coding region runs from base 88 to 852 and encodes 254 amino acids. Lineage: Eukaryota; Viridiplantae; Streptophyta; Magnoliopsida; Poales; Poaceae. The record is from RefSeq and is a predicted model, not a curated record. The transcript is spliced from 2 exons.